AAUCCAGUGUAUAUUUCUGAGAGAUACUGUGCAAUGCAAAGCGGAUUAAAAAUACAUUUCAUACUCGAAUGUUAUUUUAUUCACGCAGGAUUUAACAGACAUAAUUCAGACUAAUGAAUAAAUAAUGCAUUGGUGUUUGUAAGUGGAAUCAUCUUUUUGUAGCUGAUAAUACACACAUCUACUGCAGAACUGUGUAUUUUAGUUCAUUUGCAUUUUCGUUUUUGGAACUUUAUGGAAAGCAGCACAGAAAAAAGUGGGAUGAGAAGAACAAAGAAAUAUUUGUAAAAGUGAAGCUCAUUCUGAGGUAAAGUGAAGGCGGGACACAGCAGACGCCAGAUACAGACGCACUGCAGACGCCAGAUACAGACACACUGCAGACGCCAGACAGAGACACACUGCAGACGCCAGACAGAGACACACUGCAGACGCCAGACAGAGACACACUGCAGACGCCAGACACAGACACACUGCAGACGCCAGACAGAGACAUACUGCAGACGCCAGACAGAGACACACAGACCACAGCACCUUCACACCAGUCACUAACAGUUAUGGGUUCAGCGGUGAACUUCAUUCUGCUUUUGUCAGCAGGACUGUGGGCUCCUGCUUUGAGCGCAUCACGUCAGUUCUAUGCGGUGGAAGAGAACAGAGACUGGAGCGAGGCUCAGACAUGGUGCAGAGAGAAUUACACUGACCUGGCCACCAUCGAGAACCAAGAAGAAAUGGAUGCUGUGAAAGACCUUCUCAAGGGUAAAGGAGGCAACUUCUGGAUAGGACUGAAGCAAAACAAGACUUACUGGCACAUUUAUAAGAAUAGGUCCUGGUACUGGACAGAUGGCGCUCCAUACAACUACACGUACUGGCAGAAUGGAGAGCCAAACAACAAGGAGGGUGAUAACUGUGUGGAAGUCUACAGUGGAAAUAAUACAUGGAACGAUGCAGGCUGCAGCAAUCACCAUCAUUCAUUUGUCUGCUAUAAAAAACGAACUCCUCUCACCGUGAUCACUGAGAAGAAGACCUGGCGAGAAGCCCUGAGGUACUGCAGACAGAAUCAUGUGGACCUGGUUUCUGUUGACUCGCAGGAAAUGCAGGACUGGGUGGAAGUAGUCACUAAAAAUGUCUACAGUGAUAUGUGGAUUGGCCUGCGUCACACCUGCGCUCUGGGCUUCUGGUACUCGGUGAAGGGAGAGAUGAUCUGCUACCAAAACUGGGCUCCAGGUAACGGAACCGGAGUGGAAGAUUGUGGUGAUGUCGAGAGAACCGGAGCGGUUCUGUCUGAGAGUAAGAAGUGGGUCAGCCUGCCACAGACUCACGAACUCUACUUCAUCUGUAUCACCUUCCAGUGAAGGCUACUAGAAGUGGCCGCAUGAACUUCAGCUGGAUCCUCGUAGUUCAGGACCAGACAUUUCUUUCUCAGCAUCAUUUCACUUAAUUUUUUGGACAUGCAAGUACAACGAUUUAUUUAGGAAUUUCACAAUAAUGUUGAGUUUCUUUAUGGUGUUGGUCAAACUUUUACUUUCAAAAUAGCUCUUAGUAGCUUUACUGUUAGCUUCUGUUUAAAAACUAGAAUAUGUGAGACUUUCCUUUUGUUCACAUGGGAUGUGUUUUAUUAUCAGUAAUACGUUGUUUAGCUGUUUAGCGUAUCAUUAAUAUUUUUGAUUUGCAGUGUUGAGAUUUAGUUAGCUACAUGUAGCAAUGCUACCAGCUUAAGCACAUUUUUAACAGAAUGGCGGUAGAUGAGCUAAUUUCCAAAUAAUGUCGCUUUUCCUGUAACAAGCUAUUCUUUCACGAAGUCCCCGUGUAGCGUGACAAAUCUAGCUAGUUACAUAUUUCCAGAAAUGAACCGAACCAAGAGUCGUUUAGUGAGCCCUCUUUGUAUCUGUUUCUAUUUGACGAUGUUUUAGUAAAGUAACACUAACUGCUUUUUAAAAUGGUUUACAAACAGAAAAGCUAAAUCUAUUCCGGCAUUACCUGUAAAAAGCAGGUACGUUUUAUUUCGUUCAAUAAAAGAGCCGUGCAAUAAAAUGAAAAUAUCCCAGGUGAUUUUCCUCACUUUGACAAUCUCCUUCAGUGUAGCUAGCUACUUUUUCUUAGAAGCUUGUAGUGUAGCUAGCUACUUUAUCAACACAGUAGUGAUUGAUCAUUGAAAUCAUGAGUGCCUUGUAG
Messenger RNA from Ictalurus punctatus (channel catfish), 2166 nucleotides. Its product is annotated as macrophage mannose receptor 1. The record is from RefSeq and is a predicted model, not a curated record. The transcript is spliced from 6 exons. Lineage: Eukaryota; Metazoa; Chordata; Actinopteri; Siluriformes; Ictaluridae. Bases 552 to 1346 code for a protein of 264 amino acids.